Nicotiana tabacum (common tobacco) is the source of this 960-nucleotide messenger RNA. The record is from RefSeq and is a predicted model, not a curated record. Lineage: Eukaryota; Viridiplantae; Streptophyta; Magnoliopsida; Solanales; Solanaceae.
AUGGUAAGGCAUCUAGCUAGAACUGGCUCCGACCAUCGACCUCUUCUUGUUAAAAGCUAUAAUAGCCAACAUGGGAUCAAAUAUUUUGAAUUCCUUGAUUUUUGGUCAGAUGAACCAGAUUUCUUGCAGUUGGUAGAAGAAGUAUGGCGCACUCAGAUUACUGGAAAUCCUAUGUGGAAGCUACAACAGAAAUUGAAGCUCUUAAGUAGGAAGCUUACCUACUGGUCUAAAGAAGUCAUUGGUAAUAUUUUCGAUCAAGUCAACAUCUGGGAAGUAAACAUGCAAGAACUGGAUGAACUUGACCUUCUCAACAAUAAUACUCAAUCCAGAGAAGAGUUGAACAAAGGGCAUGCCGAGUAUAUCAGGUGGCUAGGAAUGCAAGACACCUUGCUGAAACAGAAAGCUAAAAUCAGAUUGUUUGAGGAUGGAGACUCCAAUGGCACUUAUUUUUAUAGUGUGAUCAGAGAUAGGACAAGAAAACUUCAGCUUCAUCGAAUUAAGAAAUAUAGAGACAACUGGAUCCAAGGGGAAGAUAACAUUGCUAAAGCUGCGGACAAUGCCAACCUUAGUACCAUACCUGAAUAUGAGGAGAUCAAGGAAGCUGUGUUUAGAAUGAGUUCUUCUAGCUCAGCAGGGCCAGAUGGCUACAAUGGGACCUUUUAUCACAAAUGUUGGAAUAUUAUCAAAGAUGAUGUGCAGGAUUUUGUCCAGAAUUUUAGAAGGCUUACCAAAGUUUAUUCACAUACUUGUUUGGUUCUUAUACCAAAAGUGGAAUCGCCUAUGGUUUUCUCUGACCUCAGGCCAAUUAGUCUGAGUAAUUUCUCCUGCAAAAUUGUUUCUAAAAUUCUAUCUAGAAGGCUCAACCCCUUGCUUAACAAGAUCAUAUCUGAGUAUCAAAGCGGCUUCAUCAAAGGGAGAAUUAUUACUGAAAAUGUUCUGCUUGCUCAAGAGAUUGUCUAG